Molecule: messenger RNA, 717 nt
Organism: Australozyma saopauloensis
Lineage: Eukaryota; Fungi; Ascomycota; Pichiomycetes; Serinales; Metschnikowiaceae
Exons: 1
Coding region: 1-717 (238 amino acids)
Biological process (GO): mRNA splicing, via spliceosome
Cellular component (GO): spliceosomal complex; U2AF complex
Molecular function (GO): metal ion binding; pre-mRNA 3'-splice site binding
Source: RefSeq, a predicted model, not a curated record
AUGUCGGACCGAUCUCUAUGCCAAUUCUACCAGAAAAUUGGCGCUUGCAGACACGGUGAUAAAUGUUCGCGAAGGCACGUCAAACCCACAGAAUCGAAAACCGUCCUUCUAGCGAACUUAUACCAGGACCCAAAGAAAGUAGACCCCAAGGGCCAGCCAAUGUCGGCAGAGGAUUUCGAUCAGUUCUACGCCGAUGUUUAUGUGAAAGUCGCCGAGAAGGGAGAGGUGGAGAGCAUGGUCGUGUGUGAAAAUGAAAACUUCCACUUGAGUGGCAAUGUAUAUGUUCGCUUCACGACAUUGGAGGCAGCCAACAAUGCGGUAAUGACCCUCAACCAAGAGUGGUUUGGUGGCAGACCCGUGUAUUGUGAUCUACUGCCAGUGAGUAGUUUCCAGGAGGCCAACUGUAGAGCUCAUGAUACCAACUCCUGUCCCCGUGGAGGCCUCUGCAACUUCAUGCAUGUGCGUCGUCCAGGCAACGAGAUGAGAAGACAGUUGAGACAAGCACAAGAGAAGUCGCUUGCAUUGGCCGAAUUGAGGAGGUUGAAGGGUGCGGAUUGGGGUAGAGAAUGGGAAGAGCCAACGAAACGGAAGUACACGCGUGAAAGCGAAGUCAAGAAAGAGCCAAAGAUAGAAACGCCAGAAGUUGUGGCGGAGGACAAGCCUGAGCCAGUUGUCGAGUCCAAGGCUACUGCUGUGGCCAAAUUGUUUGGUGCCUAG